Molecule: messenger RNA, 1167 nt
Organism: Dovyalis caffra
Lineage: Eukaryota; Viridiplantae; Streptophyta; Magnoliopsida; Malpighiales; Salicaceae
Source: the annotation of a GenBank genome assembly
AUGGCGGCAACAGUUUCUUCUCCUUGGGGCAAACCCGGCGCGUGGGCUUUGGACGCCGAAGAACAAGAAGCUGAACUCCAACAAGAACAGCAAAGUUCUCAACAAGCAUCUACUUUAGCCGCCGAACCACUCGGUGGCGUCGCUGAGUUCCCUUCUCUAGCAGCCGCCGCCGCCACCAAACAACCCAAAAAGAAAAAAACCCAAACCUUUUCCUUAGCUGAAUUUUCUAAUUAUUCAUCAACUAAGCCGACUCAUGAGCCUGAUCUCCUCAAUCUCCCAACUCGGCCCCGUGAACGCUCCGCUGAAGAGCUUGACCGGGCCCGCAUCGGCGGUGGGUUUAAAUCGUAUGGUUCAAAUUAUCGUAACGGUGGAGAAGAAUCAAAUUCGAGGUGGGGUGGUGGCGGUGGUAACGGAAGUUCUAGGGUUUCUAAUAGGGAUCCGAGUAGGGAAUUUGCUCCUUCGCGAGCUGAUGAGAUUGAUGAUUGGUCGAAAACGAAGAAAUCGCCAGUAGGGAAUGGCUAUGAGAGGAGGGAAAGGGAGAGGGGAUCUUCUUUUUUCGAUUCUCAGUCAAAAGCUGAUGAAUCGGAGAGCUGGGUUUCUAAUAAGGCAGCUAAUGAAGGGCCAAGGAGAUUUGGUGGAGGGAAUAACGGUGGGUUUGAGAAGAGAGGGAGUUUUGAUUCCUUAUCGAGAGAAAGGCAUGGGUUUAGCGGUGGUGCUGCUGAUUCGGAUAAUUGGGGGAGGAAGAAAGAUGAGCAUUUUAGCAGUGCUAGUGGUGGUGAGAGGCCGAAAUUGAAGCUACAGCCAAGAACUUUACCUGUCAGUAAUGGGAAUGGAGUGUUAGCGAAGCCUAAAGGAUCAAGCCCGUUUGGAGAUGCGAGGCCUAGAGAGGAGGUUUUGAAGGAGAAAGGGAUGGAUUAUAAGGAGAUUGAUGAGAAGCUGGAGGCUGUGAAAAUUAGCAGCGAGAGAAAUAAGGAAUUGGAGAGAGGGGAUUCCUAUGGAAAAAGUGGAUUUGGGAUUGGUCGUGGAGGUUCCGGUAAUGAGAGAAGUUGGAGGAAGGCGGAUGUUGCUGAUUCUGGUUCUCGUCCACAGAGUGCCGAUGCAACUGAGAAUGGAAAUAAUGUUGAGGAUGGGCUUGCUACUGAGGGUGAAGUUGCCGAAGGAAAUUGA